Molecule: messenger RNA, 1734 nt
Organism: Trematomus bernacchii (emerald rockcod)
Lineage: Eukaryota; Metazoa; Chordata; Actinopteri; Perciformes; Nototheniidae
Gene: ces3
Product: carboxylesterase 3
Source: RefSeq, a predicted model, not a curated record
AUGGAGCACACAUUUGUAUCUUCAACAGGGAGCAUUGACCCUGUGGUUUCUCUGAAAAAUGGCCGAAUCCGAGGAGAGUAUGUUACGGUGAAAGGCACAGAGAGGAGGAUGAAGCAAUUCCUGGGAAUCCCCUUUGCCCGGCCCCCAGUGGGGCCCCUCCGCUUGGCUGCUCCCCAGGAUACAGAGCCCUGGGAUGGGGAGAGAGACGGAACACAGCAGCCGAAGAUGUGUAUCCAGGAUCCAGAAUUAGUAGUGCAUGUUUCCAGGAUCAUGUCACUACAAUACACACCAACAGAGAUUUCAGAGGACUGUCAGUAUCUGGACGUGUACACUCCAGCUGAGGCAACAAAAUCUGACAAACUGCCGGUGAUGGUGUGGAUCCAUGGAGAAGGUGCUCCAUUAGCUGCUUAUGAAAACAUAGUGAUGGUUGUUAUUCAGUAUCGCCUUGGCAUUCUGGGAUUCUUCAGCACUGGAGACCACCAUGCUCAGGGCAAUUGGGGUUUCUUGGACCAGCUAGCGGCCCUAAGAUGGGUGCAAGAAAAUAUCGAGGUCUUUGGUUGCGAUCCAAAAACUGUCACAGUCACUGGAGAAUCUGCAGGAGGCGUCAGUGCAGCUAUACUGACUCUGUCUCCACAAGCAAAAGGACUGUUAUAUCUCUCACAGGAGGAGUCGGAGGAUCUGGAGCUCGACGUCGUGGACGUGGGCGAUUCGGGGAGCGAGGAGACGUCGUUCCGGUUCUCCCUUCCAUGGGACCAGGCGGGUUCGGUUCCGAUGGAGGACGAGGAGGACGCCUCGCUGACCGGAGGUCCAACUCUCAGGUCUGCGCGGAUGGAUUUCCCGGCGGUGAGGACUCUGGCGGCGGAGCGUAUUGUUGCCAACCUAACUGGAUGUUACCGCAGCAGCACAGAGGAAAUGGUCCAAUGUACGAGGGAGAAAAGUAGAGAUGAACUAGUCGAAGCAACUAAAAAGAUGAAGGUGUACCUGGGAGCGGCGGUGGAUGGCGUGUUUCUGACAGACACAGCAGAAGAGCUCCUCAAGAGGAAAGAGGUGUUGUAGGUUCCAGUGAUGAUGGGAAUAACAAACCAUGAGUUUGGAUGGAUCCUGCCUCAGAGCUUCGCACCCCCAGGCUGGGAGAGCGGCAUGAACAGAGAGUCAGUCCUGUCAGUGGCCAACAUCUUCAACCCUGCAGGGGCCUCUGCUGCCAACAGCCUCAUCGCUGACCAAUACCUGAAGGAUGCUGGAACACCAGAGGAGAUAAGAGACGCCUUCACUGAGAUGAUUGGCGACAUGCUGAUGGCGCUGCCCGUCGUCACGGUGGCAGGAUACUGUACCUCUCAGUUAGAUGCGGGUGUUCCAGUUUACAUGUAUGAGUUUGCAUACCGUGCUGAGAUACACAAAAACAACCGUCCUUCCUUUGUGAAGGCAGAUCAUGCAGAUGAUGUCGGCUUUGUGUUUGGUGGAUGUUUCUGGAAUGGACAUUUAAAAAUCAUAGGAAACAUUACCAAGGAGGAUGAGACACUUUGUAGAACCAUGAUGGCACGUUGGUGCAAGUUUGCUCGCACUGGCUCUCCAAACGGCCCCGGCCUCGUCUCCUGGCCUCAGUAUGACCGGCAGCUGCAGCAGUACAUGGAGCUGGGGCUGAUGCAGACACUCAAACAGAACCUGAAGAAGGAAAGAGUCCACUUCGCCUCUGUGGUCCUGACACAGCAGCUGGAGCAGUCCGCUGGGGACUGA